This is a messenger RNA of Hyphopichia burtonii NRRL Y-1933, 2072 nucleotides long. RefSeq names its product 1,3-beta-glucanosyltransferase (gene PHR2). The transcript has a single exon. Gene Ontology annotation, molecular function: 1,3-beta-glucanosyltransferase activity. Lineage: Eukaryota; Fungi; Ascomycota; Pichiomycetes; Serinales; Debaryomycetaceae. Gene Ontology annotation, cellular component: cytoplasm; fungal-type cell wall. Gene Ontology annotation, biological process: fungal-type cell wall (1->3)-beta-D-glucan biosynthetic process. The coding region runs from base 202 to 1830 and encodes 542 amino acids. The record is from RefSeq and is a predicted model, not a curated record.
GUUUAUACCGGAUUCGCUAGAUUAACUAUUUAUUCUCCCUGGAUAAUUUAUAUAUUUGGAUUUGCAAAAUUUUCACUUUUUGAUUCUCUCUUUUUUUUUUUUCACUUACUUCUGUAGUUCCUUCGUUUGUAUUCAUCCACUGACUCUCGUUUAUUAGGUGUUUGAAGUAUGUUGUUCAAGAACUUAUUUGGUGCUGCCUUAAUGGCCAGCUCUUAUUUCAUGUCUGCAGUUAAGGCUGAUGAUUUACCAGAAAUUGAAAUUGUCGGUAAUAAAUUCUUCUAUAAAGAAAACGGUUCUCAAUUCUAUAUUAAGGGGGUUGCUUACCAACAAAAUACUGAAAACACUACCGGAUCUUCUUUCAACGAUCCUUUGGCUGAUGUUGCUGCUUGUAAAAGAGAUGUUCCUUAUUUACAAGAAUUAGAAACUAAUGUUAUUCGUGUUUAUGCUUUGAAUGUCUCUUUGGAUCACACUGAAUGUAUGAGUUUAUUACAAGAUGCCGGGAUCUACGUGAUUGCUGAUUUAUCCGAACCAAAUGACUCAAUUGAUAGAUCUUCUCCAAAAUGGAAUGUCGAUUUAUAUAAUAGAUACACCGGGGUGGUUGAUUUAUUCCAAAACUAUACUAAUGUCUUGGGGUUCUUUGCCGGUAAUGAAGUUACUAAUGACGAUACCAACACUGAUGCUUCUGCUUUUGUUAAAGCUGCAGUUAGAGAUACUAAAGCUUAUAUCAAGGCCCAAGGUUACAGAACUAUCCCAGUUGGUUACUCUGCCAAUGAUGAUUCCAAAAUCCGUGUUGCCUUGGCUGAUUAUUUCGCUUGUGGUGACGAUGAUGAACGUGCUGACUUCUUUGGUAUUAACAUGUACGAAUGGUGUGGUUCUUCUUCUUUUAAAAAAUCGGGUUACGAAACCGCUACCGAACAGUAUGAAAACUUGGGUAUCCCAAUUUUCUUCUCUGAAUACGGUUGUAAUGAAGUCACUCCAAGAAAAUUCCAAGAAGUUGGUACCCUUUACGGUGAUGACAUGACUGGUGUUUGGUCCGGUGGUAUCGUUUACAUGUAUUUCCAAGAAGAAAAUAACUACGGGUUGGUUUCAAUUAAAGAUGAUAAAGUCUCCACUUUGGACGAUUUCAACAACUUGAAAUCUCAAUUGCAAAAAAUCUCUCCUUCUUCCGCUCAAGCCUCCGCUGAAUCGGCCUCCUCCGUCUCCGGUACCUCUUGUCCAACCCAUACUUCUGUCUGGAGUGCUUCCACUGAUUUACCUCCAACCCCAGAUGACGAAGUUUGUGACUGUAUGUUGGACUCCUUGGCUUGUGUUGUUGCCGAUGAUGUCGACUCCGAUGACUACUCUGAUCUUUUCAGUUAUGUCUGUGCUAAAAUUGACUGUGGUGGUAUUAACGCUAAUGGUACUACCGGUAAAUACGGUGCUUACUCUCCUUGUAGCAGCAAACAACAAUUAAGUUACAUUCUUAACUUAUACUACUUGGAUCAAGAUUCUUCUAAAUCCGCUUGUUCUUUCAAAGGUAGUGCUAGCUUGAAAUCUGCUUCCACCGCUUCCUCUUGUUCUGCUUACUUAAAGAGUGCUGGUUCUUCUGGUUUAGGUACUGUGUCUGGUUCCAUCCACACCACUAAACAUACCGAUAUCACUAAAUCCUCUAGUGCUACCGGUUCUUCUGGCUCCGGCUCUGGCUCUGGCUCUGGCUCUGGUUCCGGUUCUUCUGGUUCCAGCUCUAGCUCCAAAUCUGGUGCUUCCAACUCCGUUGCCGUUGACUUUAUCUCUAAAUCAUUAAUGAUUGGUGCAGGUGUCAUCUUUGGUGCCGGUUUAAUCGUUGCUUAAAUUAUCUAAAAGAUUUUCCUUUCUACUUUUUGUUCCUCUACAUAUUUACUCUUUCUUUUCGCUUCUUCUUACCUCAACAUUAUCGUUUGAGAGUUUUAUGGGCUUUAUUUAUGUAUUUUAUAUUGAUGAAUAUUCAUUUUCAAAAUACUUACCCAUUAAUUAAGGUUACAUCUUUUUUUUUUUUUUCCACCCUUUUUCUCUGGCUCUUCUAACUAGCGCACAAUAUUGUCUAUAUGAAUGAA